Molecule: messenger RNA, 2538 nt
Organism: Lecanosticta acicola
Lineage: Eukaryota; Fungi; Ascomycota; Dothideomycetes; Mycosphaerellales; Mycosphaerellaceae
Source: the annotation of a GenBank genome assembly
AUGACACAAGAUGCUCCCCGCUCUACCGGUAGAUCUCCCGUUGAUGGCUCGCAUACGUACGAGAAGCACGACCUCGCGAUCGAGUUCACCCACCAAGCCGAGCGAUUAGCCCAGCUCACGCCCCAGCAAGAAGAUGAGACGACUGGCUCAACACAGGCAGCGGAAGCAAAAUGGGUCACUCCUCUAGACCCAGUAGUAGAGACGGUCGAUGGAGCCCGAUUGCCAGCUAUCCCAGUUGCAGAGGCGAUCAAACUCAAUCACCUGAAAGAUGAGAUGGAGCAUAAACAACCACGAAAUCCUCCACGAAGUGCUUUGAGACACGGCAAGGAUGGCACCGCACAUGGCUCCUUCACACCAAGUACCGAUGGGUCAACUAGGCAGAGCGAAAAGCUGGAUGCACCUCUGGGCGAAGCAGUCCCUCCUUCACGGACAAAUCCUCUGUUCCCCCCUCUACCUAUGUACGGACCCCCGUCUGUACUACGGACAUUGCAAUGUUGGUUCUUUCGAGUAUCAUCUGCCAUACUGUCAUUCGGCUUCCUCCUCGCCAUUGUAGCGGGUGCAAUUGUGGAGGCAUUUCCGCGUAUGUUCAAGAGCGCGAGGGCUUUGGCCAAGCUGCAAAAUCCAAAGAGGCUGCGACCUUUCUACGAUGAGGAAGCGAGAAGGAAGCAUGAAAGGAGAGCAGCAGAAAAAGCUUGGGUGCAGCAGCAACGCAAGGGUACACAAACACCAUCUGGAGAAAAGGGUCCGAAUGGCGAGCAGCAACUUCCCCAAGACGGUCAAUUCAUUCCUACCGAAGGCGGUCCAGAUCCACUCUGCAUAGACGUCGGUUACUAUGCAAGACGUGUUGGUUUGGAUGCAGAGACCUUUGACGUGCAGACCGAGGAUGGGUUCAUUAUUGAGCUUUGGCACAUCUUCAAUCCUCGCGAGUAUACGAGGCCUUCCAAAGAAGCCUACCGCGCUCAGCCUCCAGACCUCUUCCGCACCAAGCCCUCCGAUCCAAGUUACGGUGAAGCCCAGAGGGCCUUUCGCGAGGGCAGAAAGAAGUAUCCUGUGCUCAUGAUGCACGGCUUGCUGCAGUCCGCGGGCGCUUUCUGUUGUAACGACGAUGACUCCCUGGCUUUUUACCUGGCAAAAUCUGGAUACGACGUCUGGCUGGGGAACAACCGCUGCGGCUUCAAUCCCAAACACACCUCCCUCGACUAUGGAGAUCCGAGAAUGUGGGCCUGGAACAUCCGCCAGAUGGGCGUGAUGGAUCUCGCCGCACUCACAAGCCGGGUGUUGGCACAGACGGGCUUUCCGAAGCUUGCUCUCAUCGCACACAGUCAAGGAACCACUCAAACUUUCGUAGCGCUCGCGAAAGAGCAGAGACCAGAGAUUGGCGAGAAGAUAUCUGUCUUCUGUGCUCUGGCACCAGCGGCCUAUGCCGGUCCUCUUAUUGGCAAGAUCUAUUUCAAGGUCAUGCGGUUGGUCACGCCCUCGAUUUUCAGGCUGAUCUUCGGCAUACAUUCGUUCAUCCCACUCAUGAUGUUCGCACACAAGGUGUUGCCCGCCAGACCGUACUCGUGGAUGGGAUACCACGUCUUCUCCUUCCUCUUCAGUUGGAGCGACAGCAGAUGGGAAGGCGGUCUCCGGGAUCGCAUGUUCCAAUGGGCGCCUGUCUAUGUCAGUGCCGAGAGUAUGCGCUGGUGGCUAGGCAGAGAAUGCUUUGCGAAGCAUCGAUGCAUCCUGGCGACUAAAGAAGAAGGCCAGCUGGAGGAUCUGGAGGAUGAAGAAGACGACGAAGUCAUCCGACGAUUUUACGUCGAUCGGGAACCACACGUCCCGUCGCGGAGGAAAUUGCAGCGUAAUUUGACCAGUUUCCACUGCCAGACCCUCACGCAUCAACACAAUGAUUCUAAGAGGGGGAAACUCUCGUGGUACGACGAUCAGUUUCCUCCUCUCGCGCUCUGGGUCUGUGGCGCCGACGACUUGGUUGAUGGAAGAAGGCUUCUCCGGCGUUUCGAUCGCGGUAGGGAACCGCACGUGAGGGUGGUACACAAGAGAAUCAUCGAAGGAUAUGAACAUCUGGAUGUGAUAUGGGCCAUGGAUGCGAUUGAGAAGGUGGGCAAGGAGGUGCGUGAGGUCAUCUGGCGGACCGCAGAAGCGGAAUCGCAAGCGAGAUGUCGUGUUCCGGUCGGCUGUACAGCACGCGGUGGUGAAGUAGAAGAAAAGGAGACUUCGGACGUGCCCAUGAUGUAUAGCGGUGGAAGGAGAAGGAUGGCUUCGAUCAGUCAAGGCGUGUCCACUCUCCGAACCUCAGUAAACGAAGACGCCGAGGGCCGAACGCAGGUUGAUUUCUCGAAAGAUUCGAGCGAAGACCAGGAGAGAUACGAAGAACGGAGAUCCGAAGUGGCUGAUUCUGCGCAUUCAUGGGAAGAUGGGGAGAAGUUUGACGAGAAGAAUGAAGGGAUUGAUGAUGCAGUCUUCAACCGGCGGCUUUCGGAUGCACAUUUUGAGGAUGUGCAGGAGAAGGGCAAUCCGCUGGAACACUUCAUCUGA